Messenger RNA from Dermatophagoides farinae (American house dust mite), 902 nucleotides. RefSeq names its product RNA polymerase II subunit 5-mediating protein homolog. Gene Ontology annotation, biological process: negative regulation of phosphatase activity; negative regulation of transcription by RNA polymerase II. The record is from RefSeq and is a predicted model, not a curated record. Gene Ontology annotation, molecular function: phosphatase inhibitor activity; transcription corepressor activity; chromatin binding. Lineage: Eukaryota; Metazoa; Arthropoda; Arachnida; Sarcoptiformes; Pyroglyphidae.
CAUGGUUGGCAUUCGUGUAUCCAUCUAUAUGAAUGAUCCAUAAUAUUCACCAAGUAUAUCAAAUAAUAAAGAAAAAAACAAUUUUUUCAAAAAAAAAACUAUGGAAGAAAAUUUUGGUAUUUUAUUCAAUCGUGAACGCUAUGAAUUAAAUGUUUGCGAACAAAACAUUGCUCUAUUCACCAAAUACAUUAAUGAUUAUGAACAUUUGAAAACAAGACUAUCAACAUUGGCUGAUAGAACUCGACAUGAUAUUAUGAUACCCAUCGGUGGAACCAAAUUGGCCUAUAUGCCUGGUUACAUUCAUCAUACGAAUGAAAUAUUAGUUCUUCUUGGUGAUAAUUAUUUUGUGGAAAAAUCAACAAAAGAAGCCAUCGAGUUUGUUGAAAGGAGAUUAAAAUUUUGUCGAGAAAAGCUUAACGAUCUUGAGCGUCAAAAAUCCAUAAUUAAUGAAUGGCUGAAUACGACCACCAAUCUCCAAGAAGAAAGUAGUCAAUUUGUCAAUAUAACUGAAACCUGUACUGAAGAAGAAUAUCAACAAUGGAUACGUGAACGAAAUGAAAAAAUUAGAGAGAAAAACAAGAAUAAAUCAAAUAGAUCAAAAGAAAUGUCUAAAGAAGAGUUGAAUAACAUUUUUGCUAAAUAUGAAAACGAACAAAUGGAAAAUGAUAAUGAUCAGCCAUUCAAAUCACAAAUAAUUGAAAGACUCGUUCCUGAUUCACAGCCAUCGGAGAAACAGGAAACAACAACAAUCUCAACAUCGCAUCGUCCACAAUCAAAAUUCAAAGCAAGUCGGAUUAAAAAUCAAUGAUUAAACUCUUGGAAUAAUCGUUUGUCAAAUAUUUUUUUAAAAAAUACGUGCACAAAAAUAUUCGAAAUAAAAUCGAAAUCAAUUAUACAAUUAA